UUUUAGGUCAACCCAUCAAUUUACCCAAGAAAAGAAAAUAUAGACGAUUUAUUUUCCCCAAUUAUUGAUCGGCCGAGCGAAAAAACGGUCCAGUUUUUUAAGAAACUCCGGAAGGACCCAAAAAUCGGCCACCUGAAGUUGAACAAAAUGUCGGCGUUACCGGACGAGCUCUGGACAAAGAUAAUGGAAAUUGGAAUCAAUGGACGGACCCUCGAUUACAAGAACCUCUGCUGCCUCUCCAUCACCUGCCGCCGCCUCCGCCGCCUUGCCGCCGACGAUGCUCUUUGGUCCCUUCUUCUCCUUUCCGACUACCCUUCUUCUGGAGGCGAUUCAAAUUCGCGUAACAGAGAUGUUAAAAGUAGCAGCCGCACCUCGCCUUCAGCUGCCAACGGCAAGUUCAAGAACAUCUACAAAAUUAGAUAUGAGAAGGACAGAGAACAGAAGCGCCUAGCACAUAGGCGAGCUGUUCUGAGAAUCGAGAGUCAAAUAGCCGAGCAUUCGAAGAAAAUUCAGGAGAUAAAACUCCGUACCUCAGAUGAGAAAGAGAAAAUGAACAAGGCAAUUGUUGAGCUGUUGAAUCUACGUAAGAUCAGGCAAGCUUCUGUUGCGUUGAAUGUUUGGCAGCCGGAAAUUAUCCGGGGCAGGCAAAAAGAGAUGGUUCAUCAGAUUAAUGUGCCUGUUGAUAUUCGAAUCAAUGCCCUUGAGAUGGAGAUUAACCUAUGCAAGCAACAAAUUGCGGGGUUCGAUAAGGCCCUUAAAGUAGAGAAAAGAAGGCUUCAUACAGCUAAAGAGGAGCUGGGUUCGGUGCAAUAUCAUCCUUUGCGUGAAUUUGGUAGCUCUACUGAGCAGUUAGAUCUAUGCAGGAUUAGAAAUAAAAAGUCCAAACAUAGUUCAACAGGGACAUCCUAAGCUCAUUUUCCGAUGUAAUAUCAAAUAUGAAGUGAUUCUUUUAACUUUCUGAUAAAUUAUACUUAUUUUUCCGGUUGCUUUAUACCUUUGGUUUUACACUCACGAAUUGUAAAAUGCAUUUUUACACUCUCUGAUGCUGCUUAAGUGCAGUGAGUUGUGGAUGAAGACAUGAAGAGAGGGGUGCUUACUUGCAUAUGUACCAAGGAUUAUAAGUAAGCUUUUCAACCAAUCUUUUUACUGAACAAUUACAACAACAACAUAGCCUUUGGUUUUUACUGAAGAAUUAAUUUAAU
This is a messenger RNA of Striga asiatica, 1202 nucleotides long. Lineage: Eukaryota; Viridiplantae; Streptophyta; Magnoliopsida; Lamiales; Orobanchaceae. The record is from the annotation of a GenBank genome assembly.